Messenger RNA from Ectocarpus sp. CCAP 1310/34, 2850 nucleotides. The record is from the annotation of a GenBank genome assembly. NCBI's taxonomy places the organism in Eukaryota, Phaeophyceae, Ectocarpales, Ectocarpaceae.
CCGUAGACCGCGUAAGUUUGAGAUUCUGCUAGACACCGGUGCAGGAGGCGGUAGCUACAUAUCCCUUUCCUUAUGGCGUGGGCUCAAGCGACUCAUUCGACGACGUGCUGACGAGAGUAGGGCAGGGGCUCUCGAAGCUGCUAAUCCUCGUGACAGUGAUACCCCUCCGAUGCGUAUUCUGGGAUCCGUAGCACUGCCAGUGUUGUUUGACGGCGAUUCGUGAGUGAGAGACGUAGAGGUACGCGUGGUAGACGGGUUGCGUUACGGGUUCAUCGUGGGAGCAGACUUCUUCAGGCGGAAUGCUAGCGUGCUUGAUUUCAGCUCCAGCAGAGGCUUUAGGCCUGUACCAGCAGCACCCUGGGUGCCUUUUCUGUCGACGACACCAUACGCCUCUCACGCCGCAAGCCCCCUCCGUAACGCUCGGGACCAGUUUAGUCUACUGACGGCUACCCCCGAGAACGCCCCGAAGUGCCCGCCGUUCCCACAGAUAUGCCUAGCUACGAGGAUGUGGUGUGGGAGGACGACACCUCCUUCGAGUGGGACGUGCGACAAGUGCCGGAGACCACCGUCGUCGAGGGUUUCACCACCCGCGCGGUGGAAGCUGCGGCUGUGGGGCCACAACCGCAGGACAGGCAGCUAGUGAUGGUCUUGCCAACCGAGCGGUUUGAUCUAGAGCAGGGAGCUGUAGUCGGUGUAGCUCGUGCGGUAAUGUGGUGGGUCCCGGGGUCGCCUGUCUACUGCAAGUUGGUGAACUGUAGUAAGGAGAAGGCGGCAGUCGAGGGCAGCCGGGUGAUAGCUCGCAUGAUUGCAUUCAAUGUUCGCGACAAGCCGGCUUUCGAUUCGCUGUUUGACAUCGCCCCCUCCGCUGCCGACCAACCCCUGCCUCCCCGUGGACCGCGCGCCCCGAGCCCGUCCCCACCUAAUGGGGCAUCCGUGCCGCGUGUUCGCGUAGAGGACGCCAACCUGGGGACGCUGGGGUCGCUCAAGAAGCAUCAACUCGUCAACGUUCUCGCAGCGUUCAUCGAGGACGGCCUGUUUCCGAUCGACCCGAAACGAGUGCCGGCCUGCAUGAACGGUGAGCUUGAGCUUCCUCUGAUCAACGAGUUUUGCACGCCUUUCGCAGCCAAACAACGGCGUUUUUCUCCGGAAGAACGACGCAUGAUCAGGGCAGAGAUUCAGCAGUUGGUAGACCGAGGAGUGAUCCGUCAACCCAUGUCUCUUUGGGCUGCCCAGUGCUCGUGCGUCAAGAAGAAGGAUGGUACGCUGCGACUGUGCAUCGACUGGCGUGAACUCAACAAACUCUUGGUCUCCGAUAGUGGGGGUUUGGGUGACAUGCAGACGAUAUUGGACGGGUUGAAGGGCAAGAAGUAUUUCACUCAGCUAGACCUCGCCUCCGGUUUUCACCAGAUGGAAAUUGCCGAGAAAGACCGUUACAAGACGGCCUUUCGAGAUGCGGAUGGAAUGCUUUGGGAAUUUACGCGCGCGGGUUUCGGCCUGACGGUGCUUCCGGCGGCCUUUACUCGUAGAGUGAAAUCGGCUCUGGGGCAUCUAGCGGGCGUGUUUAGCUGGCUUGACGACAUUCUCAUCGCUGGCGACUCACNGAGAAAGACCGUUACAAGACGGCCUUUCGAGAUGCGGAUGGAAUGCUUUGGGAAUUUACGCGCGCGGGAAUUCCUCGGCAUGAUCAUCGACAGCACGGGUCUGUACCCCGCUCCGUCUAAGCUAGAUGCAAUCGCACGUAUGCCUCGCCCACACACCGUAGAAGAGCUGCGCACGUUUUUGGGUCUUACCGGUUACUUGCGUCAGUUUGUACCCAACUACAGUUUGACUGCCGCUCCGCUCACCAACAUCCUGCGCAACAAAGCCGUCGCUUCGAAACGUGCACGCAAGCUUCCAAUCCCGUGGUCCGUAGCUGAGGAAGACGCCUUCCAGUCUUUACGAGAAACGUUGGCUUCCCCGAAGGUCCUCGCUUUCCCUGACCUUGAGCGUCCGUUCGAACUGCACACGGAUGCUAGCACGCUGGGUUUUGUACCCAACUACAGUUUGACUGCCGCUCCGCUCACCAACAUCCUGCGCAACAAAGCCUUCGCUUCGAAACGUGCACGCAAGCUUCCUAUCCCGUGGUCCGUAGCUGAGGAAGACGCCUUCCAGUCUUUACGAGAAACGUUGGCUUCCCCGAAGGUCCUCGCUUUCCCUAACCUUGAGCGUCCGUUCGAACUGCACACGGAUGCUAGCACGCUGGGCUUCUNCCUUGCUUUCCCUGACCUUGAGCGUCCGUUCGAACUGCACACGGAUGCUAGCACGCUGGGUGUAGGAGCUUCGCUUAUGCAGACAAUCGAUGGUGUCACCAGAGCGGUGGCGUUCGCGAGCCACCGGUUUUCACAAACCGAUGCUAGACGCGGGCCCACGGAACGAGGAUGCAUGGGGGUCCUCUGGGCGGUAGACCACUUACGGCCGUUUUCACAAACCGAUGCUAGACGCGGGCCCACGGAACGAGAAUGCAUGGGGGUCCUCUGGGCGGUAGACCACUUCCGGCCGUACCUAGCGGGUAGACGGUUCAAACUGGUCACAGACUGUUCUGCCCUCACAUGGUUGUUCCGGAGCCGUGAACUCUGCCCCAAGCUGCACAGGUGGGCGCUGCGGCUGAUGGAGUACGACAUGGAACUGGAAUGGAAGGCGGGGGUAGAGCACGUAGUGCCCGAUGCUUUGUCCCGGUUGCCUGUGGCGAACCCGGUAGAGGUCGACGUCGACGAUUCGUUUCCGGAUGAUCUGUCGUGUGCUGCAGGCACUGCAGUAGAGAANACGAUUCGUUUCCGGAUGAUCUGUCGUGUGCUGCAGGCGCUGCGGUAG